Molecule: messenger RNA, 988 nt
Organism: Amblyraja radiata (thorny skate)
Lineage: Eukaryota; Metazoa; Chordata; Chondrichthyes; Rajiformes; Rajidae
Product: zinc finger protein 239-like
Exons: 1
Biological process (GO): regulation of transcription by RNA polymerase II
Molecular function (GO): RNA polymerase II cis-regulatory region sequence-specific DNA binding; DNA-binding transcription factor activity
Source: RefSeq, a predicted model, not a curated record
CGGCAAGUGCACACGGGCGAGAAGCCCUAUGCCUGCUCCACAUGCGGCAAGAGCUUUACCCAGUUGUCGGGGCUGCGGGAGCACCAGUGGGUGCACAGCAGUGAGCGGCCCUUCACCUGCUCCGACUGCGGCAAAGGCUUCAAGUCGUCCAAGGACCUGAAAGUGCAUAGGCGGCUGCACACAGGGGAGCGGCCCUACACCUGCAGCGAAUGUGGCAAGGGAUUCACCCACUCCAGCAACCUGCUGAAGCACCAGAACAUCCACACCGGUGAGCACCCCUACAACUGUGCCCAGUGCGGCAAGGGCUUCACCCAAUCCAGCUACCUGCUGGAGCACCAGCGCACCCACACUGGCGAGCGCCCAUACACCUGCGCCCAGUGCGGCAAGGGCUUCACCAGCUCUAGCAACCUGCUGAAGCACCAGCGCACCCACAACGGCGAGCGCCCCUACACCUGUGCCCAGUGCGGCAAGGGCUUCACCCAAUCCAGCAACCUGCUGCAGCACCAGCACACCCACAGCGUCGAGCGCCCCUACACCUGUGCUCAGUGCGGCAAGGGCUUCACCCAAACAAGCAGCCUGCUGGUACACCAGCGCACCCACACCGGCGAGCGUCCCUACAACUGUGCCCAGUGUGGCAAGGGCUUCACCCAAUCCAGCAACUUGCUGAAGCACAAGCGCACCCACACCGGCGAGCGCCCCUACACCUGCGCCCAAUGUGGCAAGGGCUUCACCCAAUCUGGCAACCUGCUGCAGCACCAGCUCACCCACACCGGCGAGCACCCCUACACCUGCGCCCAGUGCGGCAAGGGCUUCAUCUGCUCCAGCCAGCUGCUGUCCCACCAGCGGGUGCACGCCGGCGACCGUCCCAUCCCCAGCCGGGUGUGUGGAGAGAGCAUGGCCACGCACGCCCUGUCUCACCAGCACGUGCACACCAGUGGCCAGCCCUAGGACUGCCCUUACUGUGGUGAGGCGUUUGACAGCUCGCGGG